GCCGUUGCGGCCGAUGAUAAUAAUAUGAAAACAUCGAUGAUCAAUCGAUCGCAGAACGUAAUGCGGAUCUGACGGCACAGACGGUACGAAACAAUCGCGAGUGAUGAUGUUGAUAGAAGAAAUAUAAACAAGGAAACGAAUCCUAUAACGAAAACGAAUUAAAUUUAACAAAAAAAAUUAGCAUAGUAUUUCGAAAUUUGAAAAGGAAAGUAUCCUUUUCGCUAACAUAACGGUGCAUUUGUUUUUUCAACGAAAUCGUGGAAAAAAUUAUUAGCAAUAUAAAAAAAAACACACCCAAACACAAAAAUGGCUCAAGAUUUUCAAACGAAACUAGAUUACGCUCGUCAAUUACGAUAUGCGCGCUCGAAAUUUAGACGAAUUAACUCUUUGGAUCUAAUACCCGAAGAUCCCAGCCUAGAGGAAUGCAAUGACGAGGACUCAAUUCGUACACCCACUUUGCUUAGUCGUUCGAAUACUGGCAUCCAACAGAAUCUUAUACCCCAACAAAAAGGCCAUAGCUCGUUGCCACUGAGAAAGCGCAUAACAAAUAUUAUAUGGUUUUGGCCUAAUCUCCUAAUAAAUAUAUUGCUACUCCUACUGCGAUACAUACUCUAUAUACCCCUGUCCAUAGCGGCUCCUAGCUUUUGGUUGUCCGCUUUGUUGUGGGUGUUUUGGAAGACUAUACGAGUUCCUGUGGAAUGUUUUAAGUGGAUUAUUCAUGCCAGCCCUGCAGUAAGUGCCCAGGGGCAGGGUAGCUCUAAUGGCAUUGAGGCUCCCAAAAGAACGGUACUCAUCAGCUGCGGCAGUACAAUACAAACAUUGCACUUGGCCAGAAAUUUCUACUCUUCGGGAGCCAGAGUUGUGGUUUUUGAAUUCGAUGGUCUAUUUGGCCUGGCUCGUUUCUCGGCAGCUGUUGAUAAAUUCUAUGCGGUGCCCAAGCCCACGCCCCAAAAUGUGGAUAGUUAUAUCUCGGCACUGUGUCAUAUUGUGCGUAAGGAAAAGCCUUCAGUUUAUAUACCCGUUUGUGCUACCAGCCCAGCUUACUACGACUCAGUGGCCAAACCUCACCUGGAACUCUUGGGAUGUGCCACAUUUAUAACUGGCGUACAAGAAACUCUGAUACUGGACGAUUGUUUGCAAUUCUAUCAACGUUGUGCCUCACAAAAUAUAGCCGUACCACCCUAUGUGGCACUAUCAUCGGCUCACGAGCUAUGGGAGCUCUAUGAGGAGGGCUUCAUAAGUCAAUUCCGCAAUAUUCUAGUGGCGGUCGGUAUGCAAGGUGUAUUGGAACGCUUUAAGUAUAUGUUGCCUCGUCGCAUGAGAGACUUACGAUUCUCCCAUGAAAUAAAUGAACGCCAACAAUGGCUGGUGGUGCGAGAUGUUCCCGGCGAUCACUAUGUGACUUGCACCACCAUCAAAUCAAGCCAAGUUGCAGCCAAUAUCAGUUGUCGGGUGGAUCAUGAAACGAAGAAUCUCAUACCCAUAACAGCAAGUGCAACGGCCACAGCUAUGGAUGCCCAUCUCAUCGAUAACUGGCUUAAAACAUUCUUUGCCAAAGUCCACUUCCAGCGUCCCAUAAAUUGCCACAUCAGUUUCCGCUUGAUAAAAUGCCAAUCCACAGGCCAGUUUCUGCCACUGGGCAUACGGCUGGGCGUAUCGCUGCCCUAUAUCUGUCACAAUCGAUCUCAUGCGCAAAUCCUAUGUCGCACAAUGAAAUGUGUCCAUAUGAGGCCUUUGAGUUUUGUUACCAGUAAUGGCACAUCUUCCCACAAAGACGAUGAUGAGGCUUCUGCGGUUUCCUCUCUGGCCUACUUUAGUGCAACAAUGGCCUUGGAUAAAAGAGAAGCGCUCUUCACCUACUGGGAUCCCUUGCCUUAUUGCGCAUACUAUCAUUUCCAAUUGCCAUUGGAGUCUGUCAAGAGUUUUUUACAAAAACGCCGUAAGGCCUCAGCAAAAUAUCACCAACACUGAGGAUUAUGAUGAUGAUGAUGGACGAAAAAUAGGGUAAACGAUAACAGGGGUUGGAGGAAAACGAAAAACUCUUGUUGACUUAAGUUCAAAGUAUGUGCAUAAUGUGUCACAUCCGCUCCCCCUAUUUGGUUACUCUAUGAAGAGUUCAUUUGAAAAGUGUUAUGGAACUGAAAUUCUCACACUUUGGUCACAUGGGAGUUUUAGAGAAAAUGUUACGUCUGGCUGGCUGGUUCCAUGUGUUUUAAUUAAAAAUUUUUACAUAUGCCAUUGUAUAACCAUUUUGUGAUCACCUUCAAUCCCAAAUUUUACCUACAUCUCCACGAGUUGUUGGGUUUUCAACAUUGAAAUUACUUUGCGCUAUAGUAAAUAAAAUUGAAUAUUAAAAAAAUAAUAUUCUACCUCAGUUCCUUAUUAGUCAGAAUAUGAGCCCAUUUACGUUCUUCCCUUCUUUGGCUGAUGUUUUAAAAAUAGGUAUCUUCAUUUUGUUUACACAACAAUCAUGACCUGACUUACAAAAAAUAUAUACAAAACCGUUCUUGUUAACAUACAAAAACUCUCAUGCUCAUUUCGCAACUUUAAUAAAUAAGUGGUAAAUCAUAUCAAACUUACAGAUGGCAACGCAGUUUACAGGCACCGUUCAUAAGCGAACACAUUCUAAUGUGUAAAGGCAUAGAUAAGAAGAAAUUUAACUGUAUUUCAUACGAUAAGGUUGUCAACAAAGAAGCCAACCAUAAUAACAGCACAGCGAAUGAUGUUGCCGCUCCAUAACACUAUGUACCAAAGAGAGCAUAUUGAGGGGAAACACAUCCUUUGAACUAUUGAUAAACAAACGAAUAGAGCGCGCCAGAGAGAGAGAGAGAGAGAGAGUAAAAUAGACUGAUACUUGUUUUGAUUGAUUUUUGUUGUUACUGCGCUUGCAUUGUAUGAAUCUAAAACUAUUCAAUUCCAUUUGAAAUUUACCCCAGCCCGCUUAUGCCCCCCAAACACACACAACAAAGUGAUAUUUUAGUCUUUCUCUUCCAUUGCUUAAUUUAAGUUUGAAAAUGUUAACUUUAAGAAAAUUCCAUUUACGCACCAAAUAAAUGUGUUACAUGUACAAACGCACCACAUAUUUUGUUAAAGAAA
Stomoxys calcitrans (stable fly) is the source of this 3096-nucleotide messenger RNA. RefSeq lists its product as uncharacterized. The transcript has a single exon. Lineage: Eukaryota; Metazoa; Arthropoda; Insecta; Diptera; Muscidae. The coding region runs from base 307 to 1971 and encodes 554 amino acids. The record is from RefSeq and is a predicted model, not a curated record.